CAAAUUCAUUAGGUCAAGGUUCUUAGGAAGUUGGAACUUUGGCGAAGAGGCAACACAUCCGGAACAAGAUUAUGGCCAGUUUGAUGAUGAAGUUGCUAGUGAUCUUAAGCUUAAUUGCUGUUGGAUCAAUCUCAUUUUCUUUUGGAGCUGAGUUUGAAAAAUUGACUUCAAAAGAAGAAAAGAAAGGAAAAUUUGGUUAUUUGCACAGCAAAAAUCAUCCAAGGAGGACUAGAAACUCAGAUGAAAUGGAUUCAGAAUCCAUUGAAAUUGAUAAUCUUGAAGCCAUCUCACCCCAAUUUGUUGAUGGAAACUUCAGAAACAUUCACUCUCCAAGAAUAUUGACAGAGGCUGAGACCUCUGACUCUCGUCGCGCUGGUCAACCCGGUCAUUGAUUUAGGUUAAUAUAUAUGUGACCGUAGAGAAUAAGUUUUUCAAAAGUUGAUCCAUCUGUUUUUAGGUGGAAAUAAAUGUAAGAAUUAUGAA
Messenger RNA from Manihot esculenta (cassava), 483 nucleotides. RefSeq lists its product as uncharacterized. The coding region runs from base 72 to 392 and encodes 106 amino acids. NCBI's taxonomy places the organism in Eukaryota, Viridiplantae, Streptophyta, Magnoliopsida, Malpighiales, Euphorbiaceae. The record is from RefSeq and is a predicted model, not a curated record. The transcript is spliced from 2 exons.